UCCAAAUUCAAAUUCAAACCCCAUCCCAGAGAACCCUACCUCGGAUUCCCAGCCCAUUCGCCUGAUUCUCUCUCGUUGACCUCGAAUUCGUCGCUCUGAAGCUCGUUCCGGCAACUGAUCCGCCGCUUGCCCUUCUUCUUCUUUUGCCGCCGCCGCCGAUGGAGACGGGGGAUCGGCGAAGCGACGACCCGUCGCCGAGCCGGCUCGUGGAGUCGAUCAGGGAGAUCGCGAGCCUGCCGGAGUGCCGGAACUGCUGCCGGAAGAUGUACGCCAACCUGGUGCGCCGGAUAAAGCUGCUGAGCCCCCUCUUCGAGGAGCUGAGGGACGGCGGCGGCGGCGGCGGGGGAGAGGCUGGCGGGGAGGAGGAGGAGGAGGAAGAUCGGAGAGGGUUCGAGAUGCUGGGAGCUGCUCUGGAUUCUGCCGUCGCGGCGCUGAGAUCGGUUAAUCAAGGGAGUAAGCUGUACCAGGCUUUUCAAAUUGACAAGAAUGCUGCGAAAUUCCAUCAGUUGACGGGACAAAUUGAAGCUGCUUUGAGUAUGAUCCCUUACGAGAGACUAGAUAUAUCAGAGGAAGUUCGAGAGCAGAUUGAACUAGUGCAUGCCCAAUUUAAAAGGGCAAAUGGAAUAAUGGACUCGCCUGAUUUACAGCUGGUGAUGGACUUAGAUAUAGCUCAAAAGGAAAAGGAGCCGGACCUAGCAGUACUGAAACGGCUCUCAGAAAAGCUUCAACUGAAGACUUUAAAUGAUCUAAAGAAAGAAUCACUUGCUAUCCAUGAACUGGUUAUUUCAAGUGGUGGUGAGCCAGCAAACUACUUCGAGAAGAUGGCAUCGCUGCUUAAAAAGUUGAGGACCUCUGUUAUCAGGGAAAAUCCUGAAGUGGAUACCUUUGAGAGUGAGAAGGGCUCGAUGAAGCACAGAUCCCCUGUUAUUCCGGAUGAUUUCCGGUGUCCAAUAUCUCUUGAGUUGAUGAAAGAUCCGGUUAUAGUAUCCACCGGACAGACAUAUGAAAGAUUGUGCAUCCAGAGGUGGCUUGAUGCAGGGCAUAAGACCUGUCCCAAAACCCAGCAGACACUACUGCACACAGCCCUAACGCCUAAUUAUGUUUUGAAGAGUUUGAUUGCUUUAUGGUGCGAGAGCAAUGGUGUGGAGCUUCCAGAAAAGCAGGGAAAAGGCAGAAGCAAAAGAUCUGGUCGUGUUGCUUCUGAAUGCGAUCGGGCCGCUAUCGAUGCCUUGUUGGAGAAACUAGCCAAUGGAAAUCCGGAGCAGCAAAGAGGGGCUGCGGGGGAGCUCCGAUUGCUUGCAAAGAGGAAUGCAGAUAAUAGAGUGUGCAUCGCGGAGGCGGGAGCAAUUCCACUCCUUGUUGAUCUAUUAUCCUCACCAGAUUCCCGAACCCAGGAGCACGCGGUUACUGCCCUGCUCAAUCUUUCUAUAAACGAAAGUAACAAGGGGACAAUAGUAAAUGCAGGGGCUAUAUCUGACAUCGUGGAUGUGCUGAAAAACGGAAGCAUGGAGGCAAGAGAAAAUGCUGCAGCCACCCUUUUCAGCUUGUCGGUAAUUGAUGAGAACAAGGUGGCCAUUGGAGCAGCCGGGGCUAUCCCUGCCCUUAUAAGAUUGCUGUGCGAAGGCACUCCCAGAGGAAAGAAGGAUGCCGCAACUGCAAUCUUUAAUCUUUCAAUCUAUCAGGGGAACAAGGCGAGGGCCAUAAAGGCCGGUAUCGUGGGUCCGCUCAUGAGACUGCUGAAGGAUGCCGGGGGAGGGAUGGUGGAUGAAGCAUUGGCGAUCCUAGCGAUCCUCGCAAGUCAUCUAGAAGGAAGGACGGCAAUCAGUCAAGCCGAGCCCAUCCCUGUGUUGGUGGAGGUUAUAAGGACCGGUUCGCCCCGGAAUCGAGAGAAUGCGGCGGCAGUGCUAUGGUCUCUGUGCUCAGGUGAUGUAGAGCAGCUAAAAUUUGCCAAAGAUCUCGGAGCAGAGGAGGUACUGAAGGAAUUAAUGGAGAGCGGCACCGACCGUGCCAAGAGAAAAGCCGGGACUCUCCUGGAGCUUAUCCAACGAGCCGAGCCGGCUCCUGAAUUGUGACGUACGUGUCUGGUGAGAGUGAUUUUGGAGUUGUUUUAAAGAAACGUUAGGUACAGGGAAGAACGUCGGCGAAGGAAGAUUCUUUACAUGUAUUUAUUCUGUUUCAUGAUGUACAUAAUUGAUACCUGCACGGCAGUGUGAAUGACAGGUUCGGUCCUCGAUUUUUCUUCCCUCA
This is a messenger RNA of Syzygium oleosum, 2247 nucleotides long. RefSeq names its product U-box domain-containing protein 14. Lineage: Eukaryota; Viridiplantae; Streptophyta; Magnoliopsida; Myrtales; Myrtaceae. Gene Ontology annotation, molecular function: ubiquitin-protein transferase activity; protein binding. The coding region runs from base 159 to 2072 and encodes 637 amino acids. The record is from RefSeq and is a predicted model, not a curated record. Gene Ontology annotation, biological process: protein ubiquitination; cell surface receptor signaling pathway. Gene Ontology annotation, cellular component: cytoplasm; nucleus. The transcript is spliced from 4 exons.